UUCUUAUUGGCAUUAUACAUAUAUGUGUGUAAAAGACCAAAAGAGCUUCCAAUAUUAGUAUUACCAUGGCAACACUUUUCUAAAUUCCUCCUGCCUCUUCUACACCUCUAGUCUUGGAGAGUUGAUAAGAAAAGCAGUGUAUGAAGAGAUAAAAGAAAGAGCAGUGAAAAGAUUGAGAGUGUUUUUAUGUUGAAAAAUGUCAAAAAUUUCAGGUGAUGAAGGAAGUUUCUCCUCGGCAAACAGUGUGGAAGAAGUUGAUGAAGAAAGCGAGCAGCAACAGCGACAAAAGCGGCAUGGCUCAACUUCUGGGGCUCGCAAUCAACACCAGUUGCAGAAGCAACCAACCAAGAAGAAAAGAAACCUACCUGGAACCCCAGAUCCGAAUGCUGAAGUUAUUGCUUUAUCACCAACCACAUUAAUGGCAAGAAAUAGAUUCGUUUGUGAGAUCUGCAACAAAGGGUUUCAGAGGGACCAAAACCUUCAGUUGCACCGGAGAGGUCACAAUCUGCCAUGGAAACUGAGGCAAAGAGCAAGCAACGAGGUGAAGAAAAGGGUUUAUGUGUGCCCUGAGCCCUCAUGCGUCCACCACAACCCAGCUCGAGCAUUAGGAGACCUCACUGGCAUAAAAAAGCAUUACAGCAGAAAACAUGGUGAAAAGAAAUGGAAAUGUGACAAGUGCUCUAAAAGAUAUGCAGUCCAAUCUGAUUGGAAGGCCCACCACAAAACCUGUGGCACCAGGGAAUACAAAUGUGAUUGUGGGACCAUAUUUGCCAGAAGAGACAGCUUUAUCACACACAGGGCCUUUUGUGACGCAUUAACCGAAGAAAACAACCGAGUAAACCCUUCAUUAACGAGUGGCACUGGCACUGGCACGACACCACCAAGUUUGCAAAAUGAAGUGCAGGAACUCAUGGCCACAAUGCCUCUAAGCAAUAGUCCAAACAACGCAGUAGCAGAAUUGAACAACAACUACGAGUCUAGUAAGAGGCCACUGAAAAGCCUAUCCCAAGAACAUGUUGUCCCAAUGGCAUUGAAGUCCAUGAACAUGAGGGGUUGCAUGUCCUCUACCACUUCAGCUACACUCUUUGGUGGUCCAAAAAACAUGUCACUCCCCUCAUCUUCCACCCUUCAACUCAGCCCCAACAACCCUCAUACUUUCAAUUACUUCCAAGACAGCAAAAACGCUGCUGCAUCAUCAGCCCACAUGUCUGCCACAGCUUUAUUACAGAAAGCAGCCCAAAUGGGUGCCGCUGCAACCAAUAAUAGCAUUAACUUUCCCACCAUGAUGCACAAAAGCUUUGUUAGUGCCAUCACUGGUCCUUCUUCCUAUCACCCCUUCCAUCAUCAAUCUCACAUGGCUGGGAUCAGUGCUGCUGGAGCCUUCACCGACCAUUUUUUUCACAAGGGGCACCAACAAAUGUCACCAAUACUUGAUUCCAACACCAGUGAUAUGGGAAUCUUCGGUGCAAUGUUCAUGGGAAGUGACCACGUGGAACAAGAGGUUGGUGGUAGUAGUUCAAGUUUGAUCCAUAGAAGAGAUGUAUCAGAAGGAACUUCAAGGUUUGGAGGCGGUGACAUGACAACGGUUCAUGAUUUCUUGGGCGUUGGGGGUGCAACUUCAAGAGCAGGGAGUUUGCAUGAAGCAGAGAAACAACAGCAGCAAAGUUUGGAGUUAGAAGCAUUAACCCAGCAGAGGUUACAAAUGGUUAAUCACUUUCACCACCACCUUCCACAUGGGGAUUCUGCUGUGGAGAAGUCCGUUUGGGACAUUUAACAACUGAUACAAACGUGCUGUCUGGUUUAAUUUAGACAAUAGAGAAGACAA
Messenger RNA from Vigna unguiculata (cowpea), 1825 nucleotides. Its product is annotated as zinc finger protein JACKDAW-like. Gene Ontology annotation, molecular function: DNA-binding transcription factor activity. Gene Ontology annotation, cellular component: nucleus. Lineage: Eukaryota; Viridiplantae; Streptophyta; Magnoliopsida; Fabales; Fabaceae. The record is from RefSeq and is a predicted model, not a curated record.